UAGGCCCAUAAUAUAUGUAAACCGGGCCUGGUUUUCAGUAAAUUAACGGGGACGGCCGCGAGUAUAGGUUGAUUUACAAAAGUUUCACGGCAGGGGGUGUUAGAUCCAAUUUCAAACCGAUCAUCUAGCGAUGGACUUGGCUGAACUGUGGGCGAUUUUCGGGCCGGGUAUCUCCGGUGCUGUUUUCGGCACCGGCUGGUGGUUUUGGGUCGACGCCGUCGUGUGCAGCUCCAUCCAAGUUCCCUUCCUCCAUUACCUUCCCGGCAUAUUCGCAUCUCUCGGAGCACUGAUGUUCAAUUGCGUCAGAAAAGAAGACAUCGAUUACUCUCCUUAUGACGAAGGCGAAUGGAGGUUGAAGCUAUGGCUUUUCAUAGCGUAUGUGGUGGCGUUUGUUUCCCUAGCUGCUUCUGUUGGUUUGCUGAUUCAAGAUUCUGUUGUCAAGACUGGGCCUUCCACCUGGACUGGUGUAGCCGGUGUCUUUCAAUGUGUAUUUGUACUGAUAAGUGGGCUAAUGUAUUGGACGUCACACUCAGAGUAAGCAGACUCGCAGGCACAUACUCCAACGCAGAUGCAUGUGGUGACAACUUACAAAUGUAUCUCGUUUCUUCUUCUUUGUAAAUUCGUGUUUUGUUUGGUCCAGCUUGGUGUUCUGUGCUAGAUUCCUCCAUUGCAUUGGUGUGUGUUUGUUUUAAACUUCGUCGUUCUAAGCUUGGGUUAAGUCCUAGCUUCUUAUGCACAGGAUGGAUAGAUAAAAAUCUUGAACUUUGUUUGAAUGUUAUUGAGAGCUCUACUCUGUCUCCUAUUUGCAUUGGCGUGAAAGAUUGGCAACAUUUACUGG
Molecule: messenger RNA, 838 nt
Organism: Eruca vesicaria subsp. sativa (arugula)
Lineage: Eukaryota; Viridiplantae; Streptophyta; Magnoliopsida; Brassicales; Brassicaceae
Source: the annotation of a GenBank genome assembly